Messenger RNA from Penicilliopsis zonata CBS 506.65, 573 nucleotides. RefSeq lists its product as hypothetical. The annotation marks the transcript as partial. The record is from RefSeq and is a predicted model, not a curated record. The transcript is spliced from 3 exons. Lineage: Eukaryota; Fungi; Ascomycota; Eurotiomycetes; Eurotiales; Aspergillaceae.
CUCGCCCAAAGAAUCACCUCCUACGCCCUCACCCACCUCCCCGAACGAACAUACAACCACUCCCUGCGAGUCUACUACUUCGGUCUGGCGAUCAAGGCCUCUCGGUUCCCCGGGUGGCUUCUCACGGACGAAACCUUCUUCCUCGCCUGUUUACUGCACGAUAUCGGGACAACAGAUGCUCAUCUCGAAAACACCCGGCUCAGCUUCGAAUACUACGGUGGGUUCCUUGCCUUGGAAGGAGAUACCAUUUCUCUCGCUCCUCGAGAUCAAGCGGAAAGUAUCGCCGAGGCGAUCAUCCGGCAUCAGGAUCUCAGGGAGACAGGCUCGAUCUCCUCCCUGGGCCAGUUGAUACAACUCGCUACUUUGUUCGAUAAUACAGGCUCAUACCCUGAUCUCGUCCACGAGACAACCAUCCAAGAGGUGAACAUCCGGUAUCCCCGUCACGGGUGGAGUGGCUGUUUCGCAGACACGAUCGACAAGGAGAUUGCUCUGAAGCCGUGGGCGCAUACCACCGUGAUCGAGGGGUUCAAGGAUAGAGUGUUGAAUAAUACGCUGAUGAACAAGUAUGAAUAG